This is a messenger RNA of Brachypodium distachyon (stiff brome), 2044 nucleotides long. RefSeq lists its product as uncharacterized. The record is from RefSeq and is a predicted model, not a curated record. Gene Ontology annotation, molecular function: UMP kinase activity. Gene Ontology annotation, cellular component: cytoplasm. Lineage: Eukaryota; Viridiplantae; Streptophyta; Magnoliopsida; Poales; Poaceae. The transcript is spliced from 7 exons. Gene Ontology annotation, biological process: UDP biosynthetic process. The coding region runs from base 130 to 1638 and encodes 502 amino acids.
CACCAUAACCUACCUCACAGCGGUUCUGCCGCGGCACCCAGCGCGCCGGGGGUAACGUCGUCACCCUAACGCCGCCGCCGUGGCCGGAAGCGGAGCCCGCGCGGGUUGCCCUAACGCCGCCGUCCAUCCAUGGCCUCCUGCGACGACGACUUCGGCCUCCUCGGUGACGACGCCCACCCCGCUCCCCAGCCUUCCGCCCAGCCGCCCCCGCCGCAGCAGGCCCAGACCUUCUGCUUCGUCGACGCCCCGGCCACGGGCUCCGGCUCCGGCCCCUUCGUGCCGGCCCAGGAGGAGGGCAACCACAGCUCCGAGCGCGGGAAGGCGUCGCACCACUCCAAGAGGCGGAGGGAGCGCGCGGAGGAGUUCAGCGAUGGGGGCGAGUACUGUUCCUACAUCAGCAGCAGCGCCGGGGGGAGGAAGGGCCGUGGCGGCGGCGGCGGCGGUUCCUCCGACUACCGGAAGGACCGGGAGGAGUGGACGGACGGCGCCAUCAGCAGCCUCCUCGACGCAUACACGGAGCGGUUCGAGCAGCUCAACCGCGGGAACCUGCGGGGGCGGGAUUGGGAGGACGUCGCCGCUGCCGUGACCGACGGGCAGGGCAAAGGCGGCGCUGGCAAGAGCGUUGAGCAGUGUAAGAAUAAGAUCGACAACCUCAAGAAGCGCUACAAAGUAGAGUGCACACGCAACGGCGGCGCCGGUGCCGCCUCUGUCAGCCACUGGCCCUGGUACAGGCAGAUGGAGCAAAUCAUCGGCAACUCCUCGUCGCCCGGCACCUCCAAGCCACUGGCGCCCACCAACGACGAGAAGCCGCGGCAACUGCUGCAGAACGCCAACAAAAGGUACCCUUCUUCCGGUACUGGCCCUCCUACCAUGGUUCCCUGUUCCAGAUUGACCCCUCUCUCAAAUCCGAAAUGGAAGAGGGUGCUCCUAAAGAUUGGGGGCACUGCAUUGGCUGGAGAAGCUCCUCACAAUGUUGACCCAAAGGUAAUCAUGCUGAUUGCCAGAGAAGUUCAAGUGGCGUGCCGCCAUGGUGUUGAGGUGGCUAUUGUCAUGGGAGCUCGGAAUAUAUUCUGUGGCGACAAUUGGGUUGCUGCCACAGGCACUGAUAGAGCUUCCACACACCCUGUUGGAAUGAUGGCAGCAGUGAUGAAUGCAGUAUUGCUUCAAGCAUCACUAGAAAAAAUAGGUGUGGAGACACGAGUCCAGACUGCACUGAUGAUGCAAGAGGUAGCAGAACCAUACAUAAGAAGGCGAGCCAUGCGCCAUCUUCAAAAAGGAAGGGUAGUUAUCUUUGGUGGAAUUGGUGCUUGCAUAGGAAAUCCACUUUUCACAACAGAUACCGCUGCUGCACUGAGAGCUUCUGAAAUCAAUGCAGAUGUUGUCCUGAAAGGUAUUGCUGGAGAUGAUGAAUAUGGUUGUCCUCCUAGAAGCAACAGUAAUGCACUAUUUGAGCACAUCUCAUUUAGGGAGUUAGCGGCAAGAGGAACAAGCAGCAUGGAUAUGACAGCAAUUACAUGUUGUGAGGAGAACAAUAUUCCUGUUGUCAUCUUUAACAUGUUAGAGCCUGGUAACAUCUCAAGAGCGAUUUGUGGAGAUCAAGUAGGUACUUUAGUUGACCAAUCAGGAAGGAUUACUUAAAUUACAAGGCAUGGUGGAUUAGCUGUGGUGUAGCACUGGGACAUUCUUAUAGUCCCGGUGGCAUCAUGCAUGUUCUUUGCCUGCAUGGAAAGAAGGGCCACGCCUUGAUUUGCAUGAGAUACUUGUUGUGUAGUAUCUGUUGUAGUGGCAACUCUCUGCAAUGAGAAAUUGUUUAUCUGUUGUGUCUGUCUGUAAUGUGAUUGUUAGAUUAGUUGAAGUGUAUGUACCCAGUUCAGAAUGUAGCGUUGUAACUCUGUCGUUUGAGAUGUAGUGUUGUAUUUGGAGAAAAAAAUAGUUUAGCGACCUUUACUGCUCUAUUAAGUGAGUGUCCAGCAAGUAUAUUCUUGUGCUGUUGUCUUCAGUGAACCAAGAUGGGUAUUUAUGAGGUAGUAGCAUAUUUAUUUUA